This is a messenger RNA of Bradysia coprophila, 884 nucleotides long. RefSeq lists its product as uncharacterized. Lineage: Eukaryota; Metazoa; Arthropoda; Insecta; Diptera; Sciaridae. The record is from RefSeq and is a predicted model, not a curated record.
GUAUCGUUGAAGAUAAAGUGUGUGUUAGUCGAAUUUACUCAAUCGAGUGAGUGAGGUACGUGGACACCGUUCAGCUCAUUCAGAUGCAAAAAAACGAGUUUUCGUGAUGUUGUUUUUUGAUACGUUGUUGGAUGCGAGCUUAAUUAGCUCCAGUGAACAAUAUGAGAUUUUCAUAUUUUUUUCCCUAUAACGUCAAUUAAAAAUGCACGGAUCGUGUAAUUAUAGUUAGUAGUGAAGUGUUUUGUUGUUUUGUUUUGGAUGUUUAUUCUUUCUGUUGAGAAAUUGCACGCAAUUCAAUAGACUAUGGACAAUAACAUUAAAUUGAAUACUAUGAAGAAGGCGAAUGUGGAUCCAAGACAAUCAAUUAAUAGCAGUGAUGAUUAUGGCGUUGUAACAGAACGCUAUUACGGCUGCUACAGACUCGGUGCUAUCAUAGCCGGUGCAUUGAUUAUUAUAUUAAUUGUUGGAACUGUUCCAAUCCUAUUUGCCAUAGAUAACAGUAAAGUAAUUCUGCUAGUCACUUGUUGUAUGCUAUCAAUCGUUGCCAUAUUACUGUUUCUGAGUUUCGGUUGGCAGCGAAAGCAGGCCAAAAAUCAGCGAGAAAGAUUUGGACGUGAAUGGGUAACAACUACAAAGCGACAGAACAAGCAAUACAAAUCGGUUCCGACCUCAUCACAUACGUCAUGGAAAUUCUGGAACACUUCGAAUAAAGACGAGCUUACCAUGAUUCCAGAGAAAUCGGAUCUGAGUCGGUUGAAAAUUCAAUCGACCAGACAACAGACCCACACCAUCGUUUAGAUAAGCUGAAUUCAUUGAUUGUACAAAAUUAUUUAUUUUUGUUUUGAAAAUGUGUCUGAGCAAUAAAAGGCAACUGAUUAGACGUA